UCUCCCGCGCAGCCCCGGCCUCCCUCCCCGCCGCCGCCCCCGCGAGCAGAGGGUGAUGUUGGACAUGGGAGAUAGGAAAGAGGCGAAGAUGCUCCCCAAGUCCUCCUUCAGCAUCAACAGCCUGGUGCCCGAGGCGGUGCAGAGCGACAACCACCACGCCGGCCACGGGCACCACCCGGGCGGCCACCACGCUCCGCACCACCAUCCGCACCAUCACCACCACCACCACCACCAUCACCACCACCCGCCGCCGCCCCCGCAGCAGCCGCCGCCGCCGCCCCCGCAGCAGCCGCCGCAGCAGCCGCCGCAGCAGCCGCCGCAGCAUCCCCCUCCCCAAGCUCGGGGCGCCCCGGCCGACGACGACGAGGCCAAGGGACCCCCGGCCGGGCAGCUGCUGCUGCCCCCGCCGCCCCCGCCUGCCCCCGGGCCGGACGGGGCCAAGGGCGAGGGCGGGCCGGGGGGCAAGGGCGAGCCGGGCGCCGGUCCCGGGGACCCGCCGCCCCCGGCCGGGCAGGAGGACAAGGACAAGGGCCUGGGCGUGGAGGAGAAGAAAGCGGGCGGCGAGGCGGGCAAGGAGGCCAAGGAGGCCGGCGAGGGCGGCGACAAGAAGAACAGCAAGUACGAGAAGCCGCCGUUCAGCUACAACGCGCUGAUCAUGAUGGCCAUCCGGCAGAGCCCGGAGAAGCGGCUGACGCUCAACGGCAUCUACGAGUUCAUCAUGAAGAACUUCCCCUACUACCGGGAGAACAAGCAGGGCUGGCAGAACUCCAUCCGCCACAACCUGUCGCUCAACAAGUGCUUCGUCAAGGUGCCGCGCCACUACGACGACCCGGGCAAGGGCAACUACUGGAUGCUGGACCCGUCGAGCGACGACGUGUUCAUCGGGGGCACCACGGGCAAGCUGCGCCGCCGGUCCACCACGUCGAGGGCCAAGCUGGCCUUCAAGCGCGGGGCCCGGCUGACCUCCACCGGCCUGACCUUCAUGGACCGGGCCGGCUCCCUGUACUGGCCCAUGUCGCCCUUCCUCUCCCUGCACCACCCCCGAGCCAGCAGCACUUUGAGUUACAAUGGCACGGCGUCGGCCUACCCCAGCCACCCCAUGCCCUACAGCUCCGUGUUGACUCAGAACUCGCUGGGCAACAACCACUCCUUCUCCACGUCCAACGGGCUGAGCGUGGACCGCCUGGUCAACGGCGACCUGCCCUACGCCACCCACCACCUGACGGCCGCCGCCCUGGCCGCCUCGGUGCCCUGCGGCCUGUCGGUGCCCUGCUCGGGCACCUACUCCCUGAACCCUUGCUCCGUCAACCUGCUGGCGGGACAGACCAGCUACUUUUUCCCCCACGUCCCCCAUCCCUCCAUGACUUCCCAAAGCAGCACUUCGAUGGGCGCCCGGGCCGCCUCCUCGUCCACGUCGCCGCAGGCCCCCUCCACCCUGCCCUGCGAGUCCUUGAGACCGUCGUUGCCCAGCUUCACCACGGGACUCUCGGGAGGACUGUCUGAUUAUUUCACACAUCAAAAUCAGGGGUCUUCUUCCAACCCUUUAAUACAUUAACAUCCCUCGGAUCAGACUGUAAGUGAACAUUUUACACACGUUUGCAUUGUAGAGGAGGAGGAGGAGGAGGAGGAGGAGGAGGA
This is a messenger RNA of Ornithorhynchus anatinus (platypus), 1638 nucleotides long. RefSeq names its product forkhead box G1 (gene FOXG1). NCBI's taxonomy places the organism in Eukaryota, Metazoa, Chordata, Mammalia, Monotremata, Ornithorhynchidae. The record is from RefSeq and is a predicted model, not a curated record. The coding region runs from base 56 to 1555 and encodes 499 amino acids. Gene Ontology annotation, cellular component: nucleus. Gene Ontology annotation, biological process: regulation of transcription by RNA polymerase II. The transcript is spliced from 2 exons. Gene Ontology annotation, molecular function: sequence-specific double-stranded DNA binding; DNA-binding transcription factor activity.